GAUAAUUUGUUAGAUAAUUCGAACCUCACAAAAACAAUUAUAAUUAAAUUUAAAUAUAUUCUAAUAAAAAUUAAUAAAUAUAGUACUAGUAAUCAACUGCAUAUGAUAGAACUGCAGAAAAAAUUACUGAAAUUUCUUACCUUGAAUGUACAAAUGCGUGCGCAGGAAACAUAGCAUGCGGAGACGGACAUAACCCUGUUGAUUUGUAACCAACUCUGCGUUGCAUAUGAUAUAUCUUUCUCCUAGGAAUCUUUGCACGAUCGUACUUAAAAGUCAGAAAAUAAUUAAAUAUAAAGAAAAAUGACAGCGGAAGAAAUUGAAAUUGACACAUCAACGUUAAAUGGGAAAGCGGAUGAGGAGGAUAUUGUGACACCUUGGAAUGUUGCAACUAAAAACGAGACUGGAAUUGAUUAUGAUAAGCUUAUUAAAAAAUUUGGAAGUUCCAAAAUCGAUGGAGAACUAUUAGCGAGAUUUGAGAAAAUCACAGGACAGAAACCACAUCAUUUUCUUAGAAGAGGAAUAUUCUUUUCUCAUCGAGAUAUGAAUACUAUCUUAAAUCUUUAUGAACAAGGAAAACCUUUUUACCUUUAUACUGGUAGAGGGCCCAGUUCAGAUUCUAUACACUUAGGACAUCUUAUACCAUUUAUGUUUUGUAAAUGGCUUCAAGAAGUAUUUUGUGUUCCAUUAGUCAUACAACUAACUGAUGAUGAGAAAGCAAUAUGGAAGAACAUAAAAAUAGAAGAUGCGAUUAAAUUGGCCUAUAAUAAUGCAAAAGACAUUAUUGCUCUUGGAUUUAAACCAGAGAAUACAUUUAUUUUUUCUAAUUUAGAACAUAUUGGAAAUAAUCCUGCAUUUUAUCAGAAUAUGAUAAGAAUACAAAGAAGUGUUACAUUUAAUCAAGUGAAAGGCAUUUUUGGAUUUGGAGACAGUGAUCCUAUUGGAAAAAUCUCAUUUCCGCCAACUCAAGCUGCUCCAGCAAUUUCUGGAACUUUUCCCUUUAUUUUUAAGGAUGCAAAAGUUAAUUGUUUAAUACCAUGUGCUAUAGAUCAAGAUCCCUACUUUAGAAUGACAAGAGAUGUUGCACCAAAAAUUGGCUAUCCAAAACCAGCCCUGUUACAUUCUAUAUUCUUUCCAGCUUUACAAGGCUCUAAAACAAAAAUGUCAGCUAGUGAUAACAAUACUGCAAUAUUUUUGACAGACACUGCUAAACAAAUAAAGAAUAAAAUUAACAAGCAUGCAUUCUCAGGAGGACAAGCUACUAUUGAAGAACACAGACAAUUAGGAGGCAAUUGUGAUAUUGAUAUAUCAUAUCAGUGGUUACGAUUCUUCCUAGAGGAUGACGAAAAACUAGAACAACUUAGAAAAGGUUAUACUAGUGGAGAAAUUUUAACAGGAGAACUUAAAAAAGAAUUAAUUGAAGUGUUACAGCCUCUGGUAGCUGCACAUCAGGAAGCUAAGAAUAAAUUAACAGAUGAAAUAGUAAAACAGUAUAUGAUUCCUAGGGAUCUUGGUUUUGUGGCAAAUAUAAAAUAGUUAGAUGCAAAUUGCUUAUUAUGUAUAUAAAACACAUAGGAAUACUUUCAUCAGUUUAUUUAAUUUUAUUUAUUUUAGGAGCACAAAUAAUUUUUUCUUUAAAAAAAUUAUUUUUUAUGUCAUGAUGGUAAUGGAUUAAAUUGCUUUUAUAAAAAUA
Molecule: messenger RNA, 1690 nt
Organism: Bombus terrestris (buff-tailed bumblebee)
Lineage: Eukaryota; Metazoa; Arthropoda; Insecta; Hymenoptera; Apidae
Gene: TrpRS
Product: tryptophan--tRNA ligase, cytoplasmic
Exons: 3
Coding region: 301-1533 (410 amino acids)
Biological process (GO): tryptophanyl-tRNA aminoacylation
Cellular component (GO): cytoplasm
Molecular function (GO): tryptophan-tRNA ligase activity; ATP binding
Source: RefSeq, a predicted model, not a curated record